Closterium sp. NIES-65 is the source of this 4857-nucleotide messenger RNA. The record is from the annotation of a GenBank genome assembly. NCBI's taxonomy places the organism in Eukaryota, Viridiplantae, Streptophyta, Zygnematophyceae, Desmidiales, Closteriaceae.
AUGGAGUCUUUAGACCCUGGCGGGCCCUCUGCGCCCCUCGUCGCGGACGGCGCAGGAACAGCGCGCGCGAGGCCGAGCGGCGGAGUGGUGUUCACUCCGCUGUACGGCGCGCACGCCGACGAGCCGCUGUGCUACCACCUGCGGCUCGGCCGCCUGCACCUGCUGCUGGACUGCGGCUGGACCGACCUCCUCGACACGGACCUUCUCGAGCCGCUGCGCGCCGUCGCGCCCGCGAUCCACGCCGUGCUGCUCUCGCACCCCGACAUGGAGCACGCGGGCGCGCUGCCGUACGCGUACGCGCAGCUGGGGCUGCGUGCGCCCGUGUACUGCACGGUGCCGGUGGCGCGGCUGGCGCAGCUGAUGCUAUACGACCAGUUCCUCGCGCGGCGCAGCGCCGGCGACUUCGACCUGUUCUCGCUGGACGACGUGGACGCCGCGUUUGACGGCGCCGUGCGCCUCAAGUUCGCGCAGCCGCACGCCGUGGGCGACGAGCGCGACGGCGUGAGCGUGACGCCGCUGGCGGCGGGGCACCUGCUGGGCGGCACGAUAUGGCGGAUAUCCGUGGACACGGAGGACCUCGUGUACGCCGUGGGGUUCAACCACAGGGAGGAGCGCAUACUGGGGCGCGCGGUGCUGGACACGGCCGUGGUGCGCCCCGCCGUGCUCAUCGCGGACGCGGCCACGGCGCUGGUGCCGCCGGUGAAGCGCAAGGCGCGCGACCAGCAGCUGGCAGAGGCGAUCAGCAGCACGGUGGGCGAGGGCGGCAGCGUGCUCAUGCCCGUCGACACGGGCGGGCGCGUGCUGGAGCUGCUCGUGCACUUGGAGCAGCUGUGGGCGGCGCAGGGGUGGGAGGCGCCGGUGGUGGUGGCGACGGGGGAGAGCUACAGCAUGGUGGAGGGCGCCAAGGCCAUGCUCGAAUGGCUCAACCCCUCCACUGCUCGCCACUUCGACGCCCAACGCACCUCGCCCUUCAACUUCAAGUACAUCCGGCUGUGCCACAGUGUGGAGGAGGUGGAGGAGGUGCCGGGCCCCAAGGUCGUGCUGGCGUCGCUCGCCAGUCUCGAGGCGGGCUUUGCUCGAGCGCUCUUUGUGCGCUGGGCGCCCGACCUGCGCAACACGCUGCUCUUCACCUCGCGCGCCCCGCCUAGCUCCCUGGCGCACACGCUGCAGACCAACGACGUGCGGUUCCCAGUGGUGAGUGUGAGCAUGAGUGAGCGCGUGCCGCUGGAGGGCGAGGAGCUAAGGGCGUACGAGGAGCAGCAGCGCCAGCAGCAGCAGGCCGCCAUGGAUGCUGCUAGGGGGGACGAGGGGGACGACGGGCAGGGGGACGGGGAGGAGGGGGAGGGGGAGAGGGAGGGCGAGGGAGGGGAGAAGGGGGAGGCGAAGGAGGAGGCUGAUGGGGAGGUGCUGGAUGGGGAUGACGCAGAGCCUUCCCCCUUGGCCCAGCGCCCUCCAUCAGACGUCUUCUGUGAGGGCUUCUCUCCGCUGCCCCUCGCACCCUUCCCCCGCACUCUCCCCCGCCACGCCGCCCCACGGCCACAGCACCGCGAGGGGUGGGUGGCAGGGCCGGUGUUCCCGUGGAGUGAGGGCGCGGGGGGCGGGGGGCGGUGCGACGAGUACGGCGAGGUGGUGGACGCCGAUGGCCUGGCCGCUGUGGUCGAACACAUGCGCGGCCCCAUGCGGCCAACGGUGAGCGCCAUGGAGGCGGCGGGGGUGGACAUGGCGGCGCUGGCGGAGGCGGAGGACGUGCUGGCGGGGCUGGAGAGGCCCAGCCGCGUGCGCGUGGAGCACGUCACCGUGCACGUCAACUGCGCCAUCCGCUCCAUCGACUAUGAGGGGCUGGCAGACGGCCGCUCCCUGCGCACCAUGCUCGCCCACACCCACCCCCUCUCCCUCGUAGUCGUGCACGGCACGGAGGAGGGCACGGCCGCCAUGCAGCAGGCGGGCAUCUGCAGCGACUGCAUGGCGCCCCGUGCAGGCGAGAGCAUCGACCUCACUCCCCACCUCGCCACCUUCCGCGUGAAGCUGAGUGACGACCUGCUGAGGGGGCUGCCAUUCCACAAGCUACGAGACGACUACGAGGUGGCAUUCGUGGAGGGCCGCCUGCACCCCUCCUCCUGCGCGCCACCCUCCGCCUCGCUCUCCCUGCUGCCGCGCAUCACAGGGCCCCCUCUCCCCGCACCCUCUGGGUCAGGAGCAGGAGGCCAAGGGGCAGAGGGGGAGGAGAAGGGGCAGGGGGAAGGUGGAGAGGGAGGGGUGGGAGUGGAGGGGAGAGGGGCGGGUGGAGGGGGGGCACGGGCGCUGAUGGAGCUGGUGCCGCUGGAGGGGGAUGGGGAGGAGGCCAAGCGGCGGGCGGUGAUGGUGGGUGAUGUGAAGCUCUCGGAAUUCAAAGUGCUGCUGCAAGCUCAGGGACUCCAGGCUGGGUUCGUUGAGUCGGUUCCUGUAGCAACAGCAGGAUCUGCUGUUCUCAAGUGUGGCGAUUCUCUCGCUCUAAGAAAGCACUCCCCAGUCGGCGCGCGCUCUCCGCUUCCCCAAUCUGCAUGCUCUCUCCGCUCUUCCCCCAUCUGCAUGCUCUCUCCGCUCUUCACCCAUCUGCAUGCUCUCUCCGCUCUUCCCCCAUCUGGGCGCACUCUCCGCCUGCAGUACCCUCUCGAACUCGGAGGCUGUUCCUUCUGCCAGCGCCUUGCUCAUCUCCGCACCCCGUGCUUUCUUCCCCCUCCUCCGCCCAUCGUUCCGUUCCCCCGACCCCAGGCGCCGUACCCAACGAACGCGCCGUGGCAGAACUUCGUGCUGGGGCAGGGCAGCAGCCCCGAGCUCGUCACGCCGUACAUGGUGCAGAGCGCGGAGGGGCGCGUCGCGUGGGGGCUGCCGGUGCGCGACCCGCAACCCGGGUACAUCGUGCAGGCGUUCGUCACCGCGCUCAUGCUCUCCACGCUGCAGGGCCUCCCCCCGCACCAGCUCUCCGCCUACGACGACCUCUCUGCCACCCUCUCCUUCCGCCAGCCCUCCUCCGCGCCCUCUGAUCCCCCCGCGCUCGAGGUCCCCCUGGUGCGCGGGUCGCCCUUCCUCACGUUCAUAUUCCCCCCGGGCGGCCCCCCAGCGACGCCCAUGCUGACGACGAUCCACGCCAUCACGGGAGUGGAGGCCAGCAGCGACAGCAGCAAGUACCGCGUUGCGCUCAACAACGGCCAGACGUGGCUGGUGUACCUGUCGUCGCCACUGGCGCUGCGGCAGGACGGGGCAGCGCUGGUGGCGGAUGCGCCCUUCACGGGGACCAUGCGCGUGGCGCUGCUGCCCGGGACCUCCCCGCAGGACGAGGAGGCGGUGCUGGACGCGCACGUGCCCACGGUGCCGGUGGGGGGCAGUGCGCACGUGGGCGAGUUCUCCAUCGAGUACACCUGGCGCACCCAGCACUGGCGUGACCUGGCUGACCGUGACACCGAGGCGCCGCUGCUCAUGCUCUCGCUGCCAAUGCACCGGCGCAUGGAAGUGAGCGCGCACAGCCUCUCCACUGCCUCCGCCCUCCGCCGUCGCCACAGCGGCUCCCCUUCCGGCGUCAUGGGCGCCCUCCGCGGCCACCACAACCCCGCCUCUGCCCACCCCUCCAUUGCACGAGGCAGUGCACGGGGGUCGUCCGUGCGAGCUGCGUCCGUGCCGGAUGCAUCAGUGCUGGCCUACCCCAGCAUCGACGGCCAGGCGGGGGGCAUGCAGGGGGCGGUGUGGCGCCUCAGCGUGCCCAAGCGGCCGUGCACAUGGGAAGCGGGGCCCCUCUCGUCCGACGCACAGCUGCUGGACGAGCUCAGGGCCAGCCUCAAGCAGGACGUCGCAGCGCUGCCGCCCCUCUCCUCCACCUCCACCUACUCCUUCGGCAAGGCAGCUGCGCGUGCCGCCCGCCUGGCACUCGUUGCGAAACAGGUGGAAGACGAGGACAGCCUGGCCGCCGUGCUGCCGCCCCUGCGAACCGCGCUCUCCGCGUGGCUGGAUGGCACCUUCCCUGGUAACCGCCUGCUGUAUGAUCCCACUUGGGGCGGCGUGGUGAGUGAGGCGGGGUCGCGUGACCAGGGGGCGGAAUUUGGGGCGGGCAUGUACAACGACCACCACUUUCACUAUGGCUACUUCAUCUACGCCGCUGCCACCGUUGCCCAGUUUGAUUCUGCAUGGCGCGACCAGUACGGUGCGGCGCUCAAGGACCUCAUGGCGGACUACAUGUCGCCGGAGCGUACCGCGGCAUUCCCAAGGCUGCGGCACUUCGAUGCGUACGCGCUGCACUCGUGGGCCAGCGGGCUGUUUGAAUUCGGCGACGGGCGCAACCAGGAGAGCUUUAGCGAGGCGGUCAAUGCAUACUACGCGGGGGCGCUGUUGGCCUCCGUGUUGGGCGACCAGCCGCUCGCCACGCUGGGCGCCACGCUCGCAGCCGUGGAGGCCCUCGCCGGGCAGACCCUCAUGCACGUGCCGCUCGCCUCGUCCAAUCCGGACCCCUCCCUCUCACCCGGCUACGAGGCGGUGUUUGCGGACGGCAACCGCGUGGUGGGCGUGCUGUGGUCCACUAAGCGCGACGCCGCGCUGUGGUUCGCCCCGCCGGCGGACAUGGAGAAGCGCGUGGGCAUCCAGGUGCUGCCCGUCUCGCCCUUCCUCAAGCACCUCUUCCCCGACCCUGAGUUUGCUAAGCAGCUCGUGGAGUGGGCACAACCCGUGCUGAGCGGUGCCGCCACGGACGAGUGGCGUGGCUUUGCGUGGGCGCUGCAAGCGCUGUACGACCCGCAAGGGGCCAGGGCGAACAUUGCUGCUCUAGGUGCUUUUGAUGAUGGCAACUCCAAGACCAACAUGCUCUGGUGGCUCGCUUCCAACAUGCCAUAG